AUGUAUCCAGUCGUUACAUUCAUUCUUUUAUGUCAAUCUCAAUCCCAGAUUAAUGUAUCCUUAAGUGCCAUGAACUAUCCUUGGCGAUCAGCUGCAGCCCGAAAUAUACAUGCCGAUUCUGCGGCUUCCACUUCAUCAUUACCUAGUGAUCGUCCUAAUAAUCUUCCCAUAACUGUGGGAACCGUCGCUUCUCGUAUCUUGUUCCUUCAAAAGCUUGCGGGCAAUCAAAAAAAUAAAUCACCUCCAAAAACACCCUCUCGAUUUCCACAAAUACGAUCGACUUCAAGAACAAGACGAGAGAGAAGUAGUAAAUCACCUCAUCGAUCACAAUCACCUCCUCAUCUUAGACCGCCAUUGAAUAGGAGACGGGAAAACUCUCGCUCUAGCUUUGGUCGUCGACCAACCAAUAUCUUUGGAACCCCAGCUUCCAGAAAUUCGCAGCCGAAUGAACAACCUCAGACUGGGAUAAAUCAUUCGUUCUUGGGUUUGCAAACUCCGAGAUCGAAUCAUGAUGUGGGACAUGCUAGAGCUGGGUAUAAGGGUACACCAAGGGCUGAUGGAAUUGGACCUUCGCCGAGUAGUUUGCGUGGUAUGGUUCGAGAAGAUGCUCUUGCUAGUGGUUGGGCUUCUGUUGCUGAAACGUUGAAGACGUCCAGUAGAUGUCGGGAAAAGAUUGCUGGUUACAAGGUAGAUAUCAGCAAGGGUAUUCAACGGUUAGAGGACAAUUAUGUUUCAACACAAUUACCAUCGGAUCCUCAAAAAUCUCACAAACAAAAUCAGGUGUCAAGUCAUUAUCGCCAAAGGGAAGAGACACGUCAAAAUGAGAUGAGCAAUUCUGAGGUAUCUACACGUACAACAUCCACACUUCGUCGGCAAAGUGUUCGAGACUUGUUUGAUACUUAUUGUAUUGAAAGACCUCCUGGACUUGCAUCCUCCGAAGUGGCGCGUGAAGAAAUCCAUAAACCUCAAAGACAUCGAGUCUGUCAUCUUUCAUCAAGACUACCGCGUAUAACAACACCUAGACCAGCAAAGAGACAGAUCACAAAGCAGUCUAUGCUGAGACCUUUACCACUUCCAGUACAAACUGCUAAGGACAUCACACCAAAACAAAAGCCAACCCGCACGGAGCCAUUUCCUUCAUUUCAUCCUAGUAGCUCUGUACCACAAAAUAUAAAUACUAGGCCUAAUCCAGUUUUGACGACUUCUAAAUUAUUACAUUCGUGUCCCGGUAUUUAUGUCCCCGAGGAUUCUCAAAAAUCUACAUCUAAAUUCGAGGACGCCUCCCAAGCACAUCGCCCGUAUCUUAUAACAGAUGCUUCCUCGCAGGAUAACGCCAACGAGCAUAGGUCAGAAUUACACUCACCACAGACAUAUGACCACAGGUGCGAAAGUUGCCAACCUAGUCGUCAUGGAAGCUUUACCUACCAACGUUCCACUCCUCACUCACUUACCCGUAGUGAUGAUGUUCUAGCCAUGGAUGGUGGUAUUACAGCGAAAAGUACCAAUAAUGAGAACAUCUACCGUUCACAAUCCUAUCCUGAUUCUUCGAAAGCAUCACAACCCUCCAUGAGAUUGUAUCGAUUGAAUGGAUCUAAAAAUCGAGCAACACAACUCAGUCAUGAAUCAGACCACCGAGAAUUCCCGCGAACUUCUAUUAGAUCAGACCAAUUCUUAGACAACUCAAUGCAUCCUAACACGCAACAUACCUUUGCGAUGGAUCGUGUAGACCAUGCAGAAAAUACGCAAGAUUCAAAAAGCUCGUAUCGUGUUCUGAACGAAUCGACACAUCACUCAGUACAAUCCAGCUACGGAUUCGAUCACAUAGAAGACUCAAAACUCCUAAAUAACUUCUACCCAUUUACCCACGAACCAAUAUGUAGAGCAGGACAACAAAAAUAUGGAUCAGAUUACGUAGAGUGUCACGGUUAUCCAAGGACUGGUCAUGGACACUGCGAUCGUAGUCCUUAUGAUAGUGUUUCCGAAUGGUUAGGGAGUCCUGAUGAAUUUUCUCCUCUUCAAAGAUCUGGCACUCCGUGGAACACGCCGAUGGAGGUUAGUCAUGUAUUGGAGAAGAGUCCUCCUAAUGGUAUCAGGAAGGCAAGUGAUACAUUAUCCAUGGAUCAAAUUCCAUCACCAUGGGUUUCAUCACCGAUCACACCAAAAAGUUUAGCACCAUUAAGAAGACAAGCCAUCAAUAAAGCUCCAAGAGAAGCAAGUCCCAAAGUUACCGUAAACCGCGAUACAGCAACUCCCACCGACGGAACCAAAGAUCCAUCCAUUGGAGAGGGAGCUGUAAAAUCAAAUAUUCGAUUUCCAACUAACUCUUCACCAAGCUAUUUCACAUCCAAUCCAUGGAGAGAUAAAGAAUCGGUCAAUUUUCCAAGAAGUUAUCUUUAUUGGAAACGGAUGUCGAAUUCUCCUUUGCAUCAAGUAUCUAGACGUUCGACCGAUCGCGAUUGUGAGAUUUCGGAUAUUUGUGGUCAGUCGGAGUGGGCUGGGGAGAGAAGGGAAGGUUCGAAAGCUAGUGCAAGGGGGAAGUUGAAGGAGAGGUUUGGAUGGGAAGGGAUGAGGGGUGAGAUUUAUGGACGAGAGAAUGGGGGUUUGAGAAGUAGAGGGAUGGGAAGUGUGAGGGGGGUUGCUAUGGAGGUGGAGGUGAAUAGGAGUGAGUUGACGCGGGGUAGUGGGGGGUAUUUUGACGCGAGGAUGAGAUGGGUUUCUGGUGGUGGGAGUGAGGGGAGGGAAGCGUUUGUCGAGGAGGGAAAUCUGGGUGAUGAUCUUGUGCGAAGUGAGGAUAGGGAUGUGGAUAAGAAUGAUGAUGAAAAAAAUGAUUGUAUCUGGAAGAGGAGAGCUAUAGAUUUUGAUGCUGGGGGUGGAGGUAGAGGUAAAGUGAGGGAUAAACAGGGGUUAAGAAGUGAAAUGGCAGGAAAAGAGAAAAUGAACGGUAUUAAAGGGGUUACGAUUGUAGUUCAUAUGGUUCGUGGGGAGGAUUUGGUUUUGAGGACUAAUGGGGAGGGAGGGUUGAGUUGUGAAGGUUUGGAGGGGUUGGAAAGGUUGUUGGAGAUUGGGAGGGGUUAG
Messenger RNA from Sclerotinia sclerotiorum 1980 UF-70, 3075 nucleotides. RefSeq lists its product with no specific name. Lineage: Eukaryota; Fungi; Ascomycota; Leotiomycetes; Helotiales; Sclerotiniaceae. The record is from RefSeq and is a predicted model, not a curated record. The transcript has 3 exons. Bases 1 to 3075 code for a protein of 1024 amino acids.